AUGGCCGAAAUACUCUCAGGGCAGCAUGACUUUACUCCCCAGCCGAAAAUUGACGAAGGUGUCAAUCAUGACGAGAAGUCCGACAAGCUUUCCCAGACCGAUAAAGAGCUUGCUUUGCGUCUUUCUUCUAUCAUCGAAGAUGCCAAUGCUCACGUAUCGCCACUCUGCCAGAUGAUUCGCAAGAACAUCGAAAGCUUUGAAGCGGAGGAGGAAGAUGACAGGGAUGAGCAAGCCCUGGUGAAGGAGGUUAGACCUUUGCUUGAAGAGACGGAGAAAGCCUUGAACGAAACAAACGGCGCGAUCAAAGGUUCAGAUCCUGACGGCCGUCUAGCAAAGCAGGCACAGCAUGAUCUUAAGACUGAACAAGCUAGUCCUGAGCAAGAGCGACUCGCAGAGGCUCUGAAAGUAUUGGUCGAAGAGGUCCAAGGAACAGUGCAAUGGGCAAAAGAGAAACUUAACAAUUUCCCAAAGGCAAAACGGGACCUUGGACCAUUGCUGGAUGCUCUGACUCACCCUUUGACACAAAUUGUUGGAGGUGUUGGCCUUCUUCUGGCUGGCGUUCUCAACCUUCUCGGGAAUCUUCUCAAGGGCUUUGGUCUCGACAGUUUUUUGAAAGGAGUCGUAACUGCUACUGGUCUUGAUAAAAUUUACAAAGGGAUGGGUCUCGGGAAAUGGCUCAACUCAGGAAUAAAGAAUUAG
Molecule: messenger RNA, 699 nt
Organism: Psilocybe cubensis
Lineage: Eukaryota; Fungi; Basidiomycota; Agaricomycetes; Agaricales; Agrocybaceae
Exons: 5
Coding region: 1-699 (232 amino acids)
Source: RefSeq, a predicted model, not a curated record